This is a messenger RNA of Oncorhynchus tshawytscha (Chinook salmon), 2115 nucleotides long. RefSeq names its product aquaporin-10-like. Gene Ontology annotation, biological process: glycerol transmembrane transport; water transport. Gene Ontology annotation, cellular component: plasma membrane; basolateral plasma membrane. The coding region runs from base 316 to 1371 and encodes 351 amino acids. The record is from RefSeq and is a predicted model, not a curated record. NCBI's taxonomy places the organism in Eukaryota, Metazoa, Chordata, Actinopteri, Salmoniformes, Salmonidae. The transcript is spliced from 6 exons. Gene Ontology annotation, molecular function: water channel activity; urea transmembrane transporter activity; glycerol channel activity.
UGUGUGUGUGUGUGUGUGUGUGGUUGAGGUGGAUUUGAUGAGGGGACAGGUCGGACACUGAUAAAGACGGUAUCUAGCUAGUAAAGGAGUGCACGGGGAAUGAUGAUGACGGACAUUAGGCCACAGACAGGUGAAGAUGACAGCUGUUAUUGACUGAAUGACACUUUUUAUUUUUGCCUUUGACAGUGUGUGAAUACCACUUUGACUACAAGAUUCUGCAGAAACCAGUAGAUCUGCGUGGGCAUCUGAUCUGCACAGAGCAACAUACACAUAAUCUGUAGGCUGGCCAGGUGUAAACUACAGGUUUAGGCACAGAUGCGUAUAGAUGGGACAGAGGGACAGAUCCAGGCUAACAAACAGGUAUUGGGUAUGAAGGAGAGAGGGCAGGAACCAGACAAAGAUCCCUGGCCAGUGGCCCCAGAGGUCAGAAAGAUGGAGGUUAAGGGACCCAGCUUUAAGCCCCAAAUGGAGGGGGUGAAGCGGACUCUGAGGGUGACGAACCCCUUGGCUCGGGAAUGUUUGGGAGAGCUGAUGGGAACAUUUGUUCUGCUGAUGUUUGGCUGUAGUGCAUCAGCCCAGGUGAAGACCAGUAGAGAGACUAAGGGACAGUACCUCUCAGCCAACAUGGCCUUCUCUGUAGGGGUCAUGUCUGCCAUGUACCUCUGCAAGGGGGUCUCAGGAGCCCAUCUGAACCCAGCGGUCACUCUGAGUUUCUGUUCGUUGGGCAGGGUGCCCUGGGUGAAGCUGCUCCCAUACUCUCUGUGUCAGGUGCUGGGAGCUUACCUGGCCUCUGGCCUGGUCUUCCUGGUCUACUAUGAUGCUAUCAUGGACUUCAGUGGAGGGAAUUUGACAGUGUAUGGGGCUAAUGAGACGGCGUCCAUCUUUGCCACCUAUCCCUCAGAGCACCUAUCACUCAGCAGCAGCAUCCUAGACCAGGUGGUGGGCACUGCCAUGUUAAUGCUCUGCAUCCUCCCAUUGGAUGACCAGAAGAAUAGUCCUGCCCCCGACGCUCUGAUCCCGCCCAUCGUUGCCGUGGUAGUCCUGGGGAUCGGCAUGUCGAUGUCGUCCAAUUGCGGCGGAGCGAUAAACCCUGCCCGUGACCUGGGGCCACGCCUCUUGACACUGACCGCCGGCUGGGGCACUGAGGUGUUCACGUGUUAUAACUACUGGUUCUGGGUUCCCAUGAUGGCUCCUCUGCUGGGAGGGAUGGUGGGCUCUGGGAUGUAUCUGGUCUUCAUCGCAUGGCACCUGCCCGACCUUCCAAUGAACCCUCCCAUAGACAGCUCCUCUACCAAGCCCACCACGGAGGUGUGGAAGCAGCCCCCAGCACCAGAGAAGGAAGGGGUGGAGUUGAAAACUGCCGUUUUCUAGAAAGGGUAGAGAGAGUCAGGGUCUGGUGAGAAACUGGUGAAUCAACGUUGUUUCCAUGUCAUUUCAACACCCAAGAUUAAUGUGAUGAUGUUGAAUCUACUGAAUCUACUGAAAAACUGAUUGGAUUUGCAAAAACUCAUCAAUAUAACGGCAUUUCAUCUUAUUUUCACCCAACUUUUCACCUAAUUCCAAUGUUGUUGAUUUCACGUUGAAUUCACGUUUGCUGACAACCAAACCAAAUGUCAAUCAAAACUAGGUUGAACUGACUGCUUUGCCCAGCGGGGAGACAUUUCUCUGGCUGUUUCCUAUAGGAGAAAGGACAUGCUAACAGACUGAUGGGAGAACAUUUGUCCAAGCCUCCUCUCCUGUCAUUUUGUUCUAUUGAGAUGCUACUGCUGAUUGAGGAUCAGGUGUAUAUAUUAGUAGUGAGCUUCAAAAACACACAGUCAGAGGUGAAAGGAGAAGUUGAUACUAUGAUUAGAGCCAGGCGUUCUGGUUGUUUUUUGAGGGUUUUAUCUUUGACAGGUAUUUACAACAUUAUCCACUGGGUUUACUGCAGGGAGAAAAUCCAAGGAAAUGCUCUUUAUUUGAAACAAGCUGUAAUUCCAAUCAAUAAUUCGUUGUUUAGUUGUGAGUGAGUGUUUCGGGGAGGUGUAGCUCAAGUCAGGGGAGGUGUAGCUCAAGUCAGGGGAGGUGUAGCUCAAGUCAGGGGAGGUGUAGCUCAAGUCAGGGGAGGUGUAGCUC